CACUCCCAUUCUGGGGUAUUUAAGAGGCCCCCUCCCAGACACAUCUACAUUCCAACUGACUAGUCAACAAUUAACUACCAAAGAUCCACCAGUGCACACCUGCAGCCUUACUGACAGGAUGAAGUUCAAAACGAUUAUGUUACUUUUUCAAAUCUUGGCCAUUUCAACCAUCAAAUCAGCUGACGUUCCUGACGGAUACGUAGAAGAGAAUGUGGCUUUACGUGGGAAGGCCACUCAGUUGGAUCAACUGCAGGGGAAAUGGGAUGCUUUCAGCCAUGCAAGCAAUGCCAUUGAUGGAAACCGAGAUUCUUACUUCUUCCAUGGAUCCUGCUCCCACUCUGCAAUUGGUCCCAACCGCUGGUGGAGGGUGGACCUGCUGCAGGAGUACCAAAUCACCUCCGUCACCAUCACCAACAGAGGAGACUGCUGUGGAGAAAGGAUCAGUGGAGCUCGCAUCCUCAUCGGCAAACACCUGAAGAACAACGGAAUCAAUAAUCCACAGUGCAGUGUGAUUGGCUAUAUGGCAGCAGGAGAGACUAGAACCUUUUACUGUCCAUAUACAAUGACGGGACGCUACGUCACAGUGUUCCAUCCAAGACCAGGUUUCCUUCACUUGUGUGAAGUGGAAGUGAAUGCUCUGCUUUCUGCCAAAUGAAAAUUUCUCUAAGCAGUGCUUUGCAAAUCUGUUUGCAUCUACAACUACUCAUUGCUUUAUAGCCAGAUGCAGUCUGUUUAGAAACGCGGGUAAAGAAAUCAAUUUAACUAUUUUGGGAUUUGAGAAUCAUGCUGCCAUUUUAAUAUAUUUCCAGGUUUUCAUGUACAGAAAACUUACUGAAGUUCUACUUGUCUGCUUUCUGCAAGUUCAUUUAUUGACUGAUUUUCUUUGUAGUGCAUCAAAUAAACAUCUCAUUUAAAGCA
Molecule: messenger RNA, 918 nt
Organism: Anguilla rostrata (American eel)
Lineage: Eukaryota; Metazoa; Chordata; Actinopteri; Anguilliformes; Anguillidae
Product: fucolectin-6-like
Exons: 4
Coding region: 119-655 (178 amino acids)
Source: RefSeq, a predicted model, not a curated record